AUGUUAAUAUCCACCGCUUUCAAGAUCUUUUUGGUUAUACAAUGUUCAAUACAAAGAUACCAUGUGGCCGAUGCUUUUGCUCAAGAAGAUGAAGCAGAUUAUAUAAAUAAUUUCGCGACACUCAUAAAAGAUUCUUAUUCGGCACCGCUUCCUCGUGAUUUGAAAUCGACAUGUAAAAGUCAAUAUCAAGCGGGCGUCUCCACUGUGAAAUCCAUUACAAAUUCUAUGUUCUCAUCUGAUCUUCAAGUCUUCUGUGGCACAGAUAGCAUAUGUACCAUACCAACUGGUUUUACAGUCACCAUGAAUAGUAAUUUGAGUCUUGCUGCUCUUGUUAUACAUGGUUCGCUCGUUUGGAAUGACAUGAGCCAAUCUUCAAGUGACCAAUGGUUAUGUGCUGGUUAUAUUGCUGUAGAUGGAGGUCAAUUCAAUAUGAAUCUAACAACUAAGCAAGGCUAUAUUUAUAUGAAAAAUAAUGGUCUGAAACAUUCGACAAUUCAAACGCGUGCUUUCGGUGCUUUCAACGCGGGAAAAAUACAUGUCAGUGGUCGUCCGCUUGCUCGGACUUGGUCUUUACUUUCGGAGAAAGCUGUAUACGGUAUGACUUACAUCCGUCUCUUACACAAACCCGAAGAUAUGGGUUGGAGAAUUGGCGAUCGAAUUGUGAUUGCUCCGACAACAGACGGUUCCAAAGGUGACGCAGAAGAAUAUACUAUUGGAGGAUUCCAAACUGGCAAUACCAUAAAAUUAAUGGAUAGAGAUGGAACGGCUACAGGAAUUAUAUCGUCAUUUUUUCAAUCGAAAACGUUAUAUACCGGCGAAAAUAUGUCGGCACUCAUGCAAGCAGAAGUGAUCAAUCUAGCUCGAAAUAUUAUUAUUACUGGCGACGAUUUUCAGCAUGUUAAUUGUGUAAACGACGUUGCCAACGGUAAACCACCUGAUCAUAUUCAAGCCGAUCAUUGUUCGUGUUGGGAUAGUAUUAGACGAACUCAAUGUACUGUCGGCUUACAUACGGCUGCACUUGGAUCCGGUUCAGUAUUAUCUCUACAACACACACGAAUUGAAAAAUGUGGCCAACGUGGUAUCCUGGGAAAAUAUUGCGUACAUUUACAUCUGCUGAAGAGCUGUCCCGAAUGCAAAAUCAUCGGCAAUGCUUUUGAAUAUGGUCAACAGCGAGGUACGGCUAUUCAUGGAACACAUCUAGCAACUGUUGAAAACAAUGUCUACAAUGAUAUCCGAGGCGCAACGAUAUAUGUUGAAGAUGGAAAUGAAAUGUAUAAUCGAAUUCUUUAUAAUGUGGGAAUAUGUCCGUGGGCAAAGCCGGGCGAAAAGAAAGGAUGUGCUGUACCAGGUACGGACAAUGGUCAAGCUGACACAACGCUGAAUCAAGCAGGUAUAUGGGGCUUGGGUUUUACCAAUUAUGUGAUCGGAAAUCGUUUUGCCAAUAAUUAUAAUGGCAUGCUCUACCAAGAGCAAGGUUUUCCGAACGGACGUGGUCAUGUCGAUGGAUUGGAAUGUCCUAGUUUUCAACAUUUGGGCAGAUUGGANGUGAUGUUGUUUAUUGUGUUUGCAGAAGCGAGCGUUUCCUAUCAGCAUCUACGUGUUCGAAGAUUAGAGGAAGCUGUCGAAGGACUUGAUCGAUGGGUUCCUGGUUUGAUGACCUAUGUGAAAAAAGCGAAAGAAGACUGCAAUCGAAGUUCAUCACUACUGACACACGAUGAAUCAGCAGCAAUUUAUCUCUAUUCUAUGCCAAUACCAUUCUUUUCAACGCUAAAUGCUACACUUCGAAACAAAAAUCGAGAUGCAUUGAAACCAUGGUUUGGAUACUUGAAACUGUUCAUAACGGCUCUAGAGAAAUUACCCUACGUAAACACCGUUGUUUGGCGCGGGGUAUCCGGUGACAUCGGUUCCGAUUUUGUCGACGGUUCGACGGAGACUUGGUGGAGUGUUAAUUCAUGUUCAACAGAUCUAAACGUUGUUGAAUUAUAUUUAGGCAAGACUGGUACAGUGUUCGCCAUUGCUGUAGUGAACGGAAAAGAUAUUUCCAACUAUUCAGCUUUCAAAGAAGAACACGAAGUCGUUCUUUUGCCAGGGAGCGCUCUGCUCAUCAAAAGCAAACCACUCAGUUUUGAAGAGCGUCUCUUUAUUGUUCACUUGGAAGAAAAAUCAGGCAAAUCUGGACAAGCAUCGAAUCAUGCUGCGGCUGGUAACCAGAUUCGAUCUGAUAAUUCGAACAAGGCUCAGCCAUUAAGCUACAAGGAGCUUGAUUUUCCAUUGCAUCGUUCUUUGGAUUUGUCAUCAGUUCGAAAUAAACCAUGGAAAUUUCGAUCGUUGCGCGACUUCUGGGGUUAUAACGAGCUAGAAAUUAUAAGCGCCAAUGACGAAAUUUUACUCCUUUAUGGUGAUAAACAAUUUUUUCUGCUAGACGACAACCUCAAAACUGUCAGUACAUUAAAAGAUAAUAUCCUUUCAUCGCUCAAAAUUUUGGACAUAGCUUGGUCAUCACUGCUUUGCCGAUUCAUUGCCGUUACAGAGAAAAAUGUUUAUAUAUUCGAUCCAAAGACUUGCAAGCUAUCUUGCGUUGAAAAUGUCCAACUGGAACGGGAUGAAAAGAAAUUCAUCUCUUGUACAUGCACGGGUAACGCACUUUUUAUAAGUACAGUCAACGACGGCUACCCCUUCCACGUUGACCAAUACAAUCUACCAGAUUUUACCUUCUUCCGACAGUAUACUGUUUCAGACCUGAUAGAAGCUAAACUGUCGUUAACAGGAGACAAGCUUAGUAAUAAGAAUGCCAGCAAACUUAAAACAGAUAGACGUGAAAUAUCCACUAUACGUGCUAACAGAGGAAGACUCGCCGUGAUUAUGAAGAUUGAAUACAAACAUUAUUUAUAUGUGGUAAAUAUGACAAAAAAACCAUUUGAAGCUGGCAUGACGUCCUUACCAUCAUCUGGUUGUAAAAUAAAUCGAAUUGCAUCGACUGGCGAAUGGCUUAUGGUGUGCGAUGAUUACAACAACAAUAUUAUGCAGAUUUCUCUUGAUCGCGAAUUUAAAACAGAAUAUGAAGCCAAAGAGGAGUAUAGCUACGAUAAAGUAAAAGUUGCACUCAUGUUUGGGUCAUCGUCUGUUGUAAUCGUUCGCGGCGAUAAUCUCGAAAUGUAUCAAGUAUAA
Molecule: messenger RNA, 3168 nt
Organism: Adineta ricciae
Lineage: Eukaryota; Metazoa; Rotifera; Eurotatoria; Adinetida; Adinetidae
Source: the annotation of a GenBank genome assembly